Molecule: messenger RNA, 189 nt
Organism: Huiozyma naganishii CBS 8797
Lineage: Eukaryota; Fungi; Ascomycota; Saccharomycetes; Saccharomycetales; Saccharomycetaceae
Product: 60S ribosomal protein eL29
Exons: 1
Coding region: 1-189 (62 amino acids)
Biological process (GO): cytoplasmic translation
Cellular component (GO): cytosolic large ribosomal subunit; ribosome
Molecular function (GO): structural constituent of ribosome
Source: RefSeq, a predicted model, not a curated record
AUGUCCAAGUCUAAGAACCAUACAGCUCAUAACCAAACGAAGAAGGCCCACAGAAACGGUAUUAAGAAGCCUAAGACCUACAAGUACCCAUCUUUGAAGGGUGUUGAUCCAAAGUUCAGAAGAAACCACAAGCACGCCUUGCACGGUACCGCCAGAACUUUGGCUGCUGCUCGCGCCGCUAAGAAGUAA